GGGUUUGGUAAGCUCUGAUCAUUUUCUGUUGACCGUUUUUCCGCCUCUUCAUUCAUACAUCCUGUUUUAACCUCAUUUCACCUUAACAGUUAAAGACAAAAGUGUUGGACACGGAUCUGCGUGUUUUCUUUCCCUUUUUUGAACAAUAAAUCAUUUUUUCUAACACUCAAAUCGGACUGAUCAUUCAAGCGAGUCACAGAUGCAAGCGAACCUAAACCCCAGCGGCCUUGUUUUGUUGAAGGAAAGCAGUUGCUACAAGAAGUAAAAACGCAUUUUAACGGGUGUUAAGUCUGAAUACUUGAGUUGAAUAUAUUGUCCUUAAAAAUGUGGAAUUUUCACUUUCUCUAGGAAGGUAAAAAAGUGCCGGAUUGUCUCUGUGAGGACAAGAAGAGGAGACUGGGUUGCCUCUUUGUCACUGUGACCUGCUCGACCAUGUUCAGAUCUAAUUUGGAGAAACGGGAGCAUGUGCUGUUCAUUUCAGCCGAUGUGAGGGUUAUUUAUCUUUGGGGGGAAAAAAACCACAGGGAGACAAGGAUUCACGUAUUGACAAGGACUGACACACAUUCACGAUGAACCAACAAGAAACAGGGGAAGACGGGGACUAUAUACACGCUGGGAAACGAGCAACAGGUGAGGCAAACGAGACACAGGUGAAACUCAAGGGUGAUUAAAAAAAAAACAAGGAAUCGACAACUACAAAAUAGAACAGGAAACACUGAAAACUGAUCUAAAGAAUAAAACACUGAGAACAAGAGGGAAACAGGGUCAAACACAAACUGAAAACUGGAUCACAGGAACAGAAACACGAGGAAAAACACACAGAAAAUACACAUCAAUAACAAAACCAGGGAAAAACUACAUUAACAGAACAUGUCAUGACAUAAAUAGUCACUAGAAUUGAUUCCUGGGUUAAAGUGAGCACCGUUCUCAGUGGUUAUGUUGACAUAUAUACAAGUGAGACGUAACUGAGACACAUGAGGAAAAAAGAUAAGCAGUAGAGAUGUUUACUAAUUGAUAAACAACCGUCAUAUGUGCAUGGACGCACAGAUAAAUUAAUCUCCUCACUCUCUCGGUUUGUCGCAGGGGUGGGUCAGCCCAGACUGCACAGCAAUGUCAGCGAUCUUAUGACUUGUGGGGCAGUAAACAAGGUUGGCAGGGACAGUGAAGAAGACGCACUGGGAAACUCUCCUCCUUACAUGCAAACUGACUCCUCCACAAAACUGUGAGUAUGAAUUAUUCUGCAGUGUGUGUUCAAAGAGAUUAUUUGCAGCAUUUAGCGUGUUAACCUUGUUAAACGUGGAGCUUGUUGGCACUAUCCGGCUCUGAUGUUGAAAGUUUAGAUUUAAAUGCAUGUUCAGUGAUGCACACAAGACAAACAGGUUUAAAACAUUCACAGGAUUUCCCUUGUACACUGUUUUUACGUGACUUUUUACAUGUUUUAAAACGACUUGUUUAACUAAUAGUCAUCUUCAGAUUGAGAUGCUUUACUAAUGAUCACUGUUAGUCAUGUGAAUAACGCCAAAUGUAUUAAAUUUCAUAAUUUUUAUCACAUGAAUUCAUCUCUUGUGUUCCCAUGUUGCAUGUGUGACUUGUCUGCAGGAAGAAUGGCGAACACACAAGUGCCUGUUGGUGAGUUUGUACCGCCUUUAACCACAGACAUAGAGUUUGUCUUUUCCACCUUUAACAUAAAUCUGUAACCCCUUUAUGUUAUAAAGGCCCAGUCGGCCCACUGGGAGACGGUCCAGUUCAGGUUCCCUGUCCAAAAUGUAAACAGACAGUUCUUACCAAAGUGGACUACACCUCUGGUCUGCUCACCUACCUCUCCUGUGGAGGACUCCUUCUCUGUGGGUAAGAAGAGGAAGAAACACUUUAUCUGUUUAAAUACACGGCUUUAAAUCCUGGUUAAAGCUGCAAAAGUUUGGGUUGUACAGAGGAUGGGCAUGUCAAGAAAAAAAUCAUCAAAUCGACAAACUGAUUUAAAUUGAUAUAUAUCUAACUUAGCUUUUUUAAUGAUUUGAUAAAUUAAUCUUUUAAAAUGAUAGAUCAACACAUACUUAGAUGAUCUGUGAUUCUUCCCAGCUUUGUCUUCGGCUGCUGUCUCAUCCCCUUCUGUGUGGACCGGCUGAAAGAUGUGCAGCACUCCUGUCCGAACUGCAAGACUGAAUUAGGCAUCUUUAAACGCAUAUAAACUGAUACUCAAGAAGAUAACUUGCUAGUUACUUGGUUCAUUUGGUUUUUAUUUUGGGACAUUUGGCAUCACCACUAUGAGGUGCUUUUUUCACAAUUUUAUGUCAUUUUUAAGUCAUUUCUUAUACCAAAGGCUAAUUUAGUAAAUAUCAAACUAAGCUCUGACUAAAUCGUUUUCUUCCUACAAACAUAUUUCCAACACACAUGGAUAACAGAUGCUAGUUUGAAAUAAAUAAAUAAAAGUACCUUUUUUCAGACUCUAAAGAGUAUAGCAGCGCCAACGUCAGCAUGGGGGACGUGGUGUGUAACGUGCCAGCGCGGCCAUUUUGACAGACAUAACAACACUAUUAACAUUGGAAUGAAUGAAAUUAGGAUGAGGUUAGGUUUUAAAAAUCAACUAUUUAUUAACUGACUACACAGUAGUGAAGAACGGAGUGUAGAGAGCAAAACUUGGACUCAACAUUCCGUGCAGGGACAAGCUGAACAAUGAAGAAAGAGAGCGUUACCUUAGCAACAUUGUGGACAUUGCUGGACUCGACCCAUAUGAACACACUGUCUAUCCAGGAGAUGAUUUCGAGAUGCCAGGACCACUAAACCGAGUGCAUUUGAUGCACUCGGUAUGAUAGAGAUAAAGUGUUGAACCAGCUUUUUAGAUUAACAAAAGAACAUGAAUAAAAGAAAAGAGAAUGUGAGGGUCUUAUUUUAGGAUAGUACAUAAGUCAAGUAAAGAAAAGAAUUUUAGGGCUUUUUUGUUUUUCAUGUAGUUCCAAGAUUUUUUGUAUAUUCUGAGUUUGUUUGUCCAUCCAUUGAAGUGAUUCAGUGUAUUAUCCAUCCAUUCAAUUAUUCCAUUCAAUCUAGUAAAUGAAAAAUGAAAAAAAACAAACACUAUUUUUUGAUCUAGAUAACCAAAAAAUAAAAAAAUAGUGUUUGUUUUUGUAUUUUCAGUUCAAAACAAAAUAUAUAAUAGAGAUAGAAAUGAAAACAAGAUAAUAAAUCUACCUUCUGUUUUUCGGGUUAUUGAUGUCCCCAUUUCCCACGGUGCCACAUGUGCAACAAAGUCACCAACAACGUGGACCAAAAGAUUUAAUAUGUUUUUGUUUCCAUCUCUAUAAUAUAUUUUGAUUUGAGCUGAAAAUAUGAAACAAACAUUUUUUUUAUUUUUUGGUUGUACAGAAAAACAAAUAAACAAAAUAUUGACUCGUUUUUUCGUUUACUAGAUUGAAUAGAAUAAUUGAGUGGACGGAUGAUACAUGGACCCAUCCAUUGAAGUGGGGCUUCAUUUUUAGGUACUUAAUCUGUGAAUGAAAUGUUUUACACAUGGGGUAUUUUGGCUCCAUAUUCGUACGAUGUACAUUGUAAUUUUGCAUUUUUUAUUGUUAAUGUGGAAAAGCAUAAUACCCCCCCCCCCCCCCCAACUGAAUUUGAUUUAAAAAAUCAUUCUGGUGUUAUCUACUGUCUGUCAAAACAAAAGUUAUCAAAUCAUAUUUACUUACUUCUAAUUAGGUCUAACAUGCAUAUUAAUGAUCGAGCUGUGUGAGUUUAUGUAACUGCACAAAUAAAACAACUCUUUGUGAAAA
This is a messenger RNA of Xyrichtys novacula (pearly razorfish), 3764 nucleotides long. The record is from the annotation of a GenBank genome assembly. Lineage: Eukaryota; Metazoa; Chordata; Actinopteri; Labriformes; Labridae.